AAGAAACUUAAAAUGGGAUAAGAUUGUUGCAGUUUAAGGAACCCUGAAAAUUCUUCAAUAGGAUAAAUGAAUGGAGUUUCAAAUCGAAAAAGCAUUUAAGAUGGGAAAAAAAGGCUAAGUCAUAUUAAAGAUGAAGAAAUAAUAGAAGUUAUAUAAGAAUAUAAGGAAAACAAAUAAAUUGAUAAUAAUGAUGAAUAAAAUGAUAAUUAGAAAAAGACACCUUUAUUUCAAGUAGUAAAUUCAGAAGUACAUAUACCAAUGAUUGAGUCAUAAGUGAUAGAAUAAGAGAAAGUUGUAGAAAAUAAUAAUCUUGUUCCUGAUAAAGACGAAAAUUAAUGUCAAAAAGAAGAAAAGGUUGUUGAAAAUAAAAAAGAAAGUGUAGAAAAGAGUAAUUUUGCAGAAAUAAAGGUUGAAUAAGAAAUGAUUGCAUCUAAAUAAAUUGAAACUUAAAAUAUAGAUGAGAUGUUGAUAUAAAAUAAGGAAAUAAAGGUUGAACAAGAAAUUACUACAUCUAAUUAAAUUGAAACCUAAAUUAUAGAUGAGAUGUUAAUAGAAAAUAAGGAAAUAAAGGUUGAACAAGAAAUUAUGACAUCUAAAUAAAUUGAAACCUAAAUUAUAGAUGAAAUGUUGAUAUAAAAUAAGGAAAUAAAGGUUGAACAAGAAAUCACUACUUCUAAAUAAAUUGAAACCUAAAUUAUUGAUAAGAUAUUGAUAGAAAAUAAAUUAAUACCUGAAUAAAUAUCAUUUUCAACUAGUUUUGAUACAGUGAAAUAAUAAUCCUAAUCGAAUAUAGAAUAAAGCUUAAAAAACAGAGCUACUCCUGGGAAAUUGAGUUCAAUAUUUUUGAGAGCUCUAGAAAGAAAAAUAUUAGGUAUAGAGGUAGAAUAAGAUUAAAAAUAAGAGGAAAUUGUUCCUAUAGUGGAAAGACCAAUACCAAAAGUAAGACCUAGAAAAAUUUAAUAAUUUGUUGAAUUAUGA
Paramecium sonneborni is the source of this 978-nucleotide messenger RNA. Lineage: Eukaryota; Ciliophora; Oligohymenophorea; Peniculida; Parameciidae. The record is from the annotation of a GenBank genome assembly.